AUGCUGACAUCAGCAUCACGUCUCAGCCGCAGCGCUGCGCAUCAAGCAGCGAUAUCCCUGAUUGCUCGUUCCGCUAUCUCCAAAAACGUCUCCUCUGCCCGAACUCUGACCGCCUCGGCUCGCACAUGUUCAUCUGGCAGACGCAUGGUCAGCUUCGGUCAUUCGCGCCACUACGCUACCUCUACUACCCCCACAUCAUCCUCUCUCGACCCAGCAGAUGAGGAAUCACAACGCUUCCUCGAGGAAGGCACCACGCAUCUUGAAGCAGGCGAUCUUGCUCGUGCCAAAGAGUCGUACCAACGCAGCCUUUCUAUCAAACGGAAUUCGUCGGCGCUGUUCAACCUCGGCGUCUGCCUCUACCAUGACCGCGAUCUUGCUGCCGCCAUCGAAGCGUGGAAUGAGUCGCUCGAGCUCGCUCCGGAAUCUGCAGACGCACAUACCAACUUGGCGUCGGCCUACGUGCUGAGCAAACCGUCGCGUCCAGAUCUGGCCGUCUCGCAUCUCAAGACGGCGGCGAGCAUCACACCGGAAGACCCCGAGAUCCAGUACAACUUGGCGGCGGUGCUCGAAGCGUGCGAACAGCUCGAGGAGGCGCUAACCGCUUACAAGAGGGCGUUGGAGGGUGGCAUUCAGAGGGCAGAGCAGAACAUUCGCAAUUGCUCGGCAAAGUUGCUCAGCGCUAAGUUCGCGGUGCAGCAACAGCAGGAGGAGCAGCAAAAGCAACAGGAAGCUUCGAAAAACGUCGAGUGA
Messenger RNA from Mycosarcoma maydis (corn smut), 750 nucleotides. RefSeq lists its product as uncharacterized. NCBI's taxonomy places the organism in Eukaryota, Fungi, Basidiomycota, Ustilaginomycetes, Ustilaginales. The record is from RefSeq and is a predicted model, not a curated record. Gene Ontology annotation, molecular function: protein binding. The transcript has a single exon. The coding region runs from base 1 to 750 and encodes 249 amino acids.